Cyprinus carpio (common carp) is the source of this 2757-nucleotide messenger RNA. RefSeq names its product sirtuin 1. The record is from RefSeq and is a predicted model, not a curated record. Lineage: Eukaryota; Metazoa; Chordata; Actinopteri; Cypriniformes; Cyprinidae. Gene Ontology annotation, molecular function: NAD+ binding.
CACAUCAUUACCGGAAGUGCUCCCGCGCUCCCCCUCCGUUCGUUCACUGUCUGGCGAAGAUGGCGGACGGCAAAAAUAAACGGGCCGACGCCGGUGACGCCGCCGAGCCGCUUCUGAAGAGAGCGAGACUCCGGGAUGCGCGCGGUGAUUCGGAGCACGGCGCGGCCGGAGACACAGAGCCGGUGGAGGCGGAACCGGAACCGGCGCUGAUGGACGAGUCCCAUCCUCAGGCCUCACUGAACAACAACAACAACAACAACCUCACCGAACCAAAACCAGAACCCGAGCCCGAGCCCGAGCUCUCCGACCUAACUGAUGCAGGUGUCCGUCCCAAUGGUUUCACAUCUCCUGAUCUUCCUCACGACGAUGAUGAUGAUGAUGACUGCUCGUCUCACGCCAGCUCCAGUGACUGGACGCCUCAGCCACAGAUCGGCUCGUAUCGGUUCAUUCAGCAGCACAUCAUGAGAGGAACCGACCCGAGGGCCAUCCUGAAAGACCUGCUUCCCGAAACAGUUCUCCCGGCGGAUCUGGACGACAUGACGCUGUGGCAGAUCAUCAUCAACAUCUCAGAGCCGCCCAAAAGAAAGAAACGCAAAGACGUCAACACGCUAGAGGACGUUGUGCGGCUCCUGAAGGAGAGGAAGAAGAUUCUGGUGCUCACGGGCGCCGGGGUGUCUGUUUCUUGUGGGAUCCCUGACUUUCGGUCUAGAGACGGCAUAUACGCUCGACUCGCCGUGGACUUCCCUGACCUUCCUGAUCCUCAAGCCAUGUUUGACAUAGACUACUUCAGAAGAGAUCCGAGGCCUUUCUUCAAAUUCGCCAAGGAAAUCUACCCGGGACAGUUCCAGCCGUCUCCGUGUCACAGGUUCAUCUCCAUGCUGGAUAAGAAGGCAAGGUUACUGAGGAACUACACGCAGAAUAUCGACACACUGGAGCAGGUGGCCGGGAUCCAGAAGAUCAUUCAGUGUCAUGGUUCCUUUGCGACUGCUUCCUGUCUUGUCUGUAAACAUAAGGUUGACUGUGAGGCCGUAAGGGAGGAUAUAUUCAACCAGGUUGUUCCUCACUGUCCCAGGUGUCCGUCAGAUGUCCCCUACGCCAUCAUGAAACCAGACAUCGUCUUCUUUGGCGAGAACCUUCCAGAAUUUUUCCAUCGAGCCAUGAAGCAGGACAAAGACGAGGUGGAUCUUCUGAUCGUCAUCGGCUCCUCACUGAAAGUUCGGCCAGUGGCUCUCAUACCCAGCUCUAUACCUCAUGACGUGCCUCAAGUCCUGAUCAACCGCGAGCCGCUGCCGCACCUGAACUUCGACGUGGAGCUGCUCGGAGACUGUGACGUCAUCGUGAACGAACUCUGCCAUCGUCUGGGUGGCGACUUCGAGCAGCUGUGCUACAACUCGUCCCGUCUCAGCGAGAUCACGGAGAAACCGCCCUCUCAGAGCCCGUCCACAGGAGCGUCAGCGGACACUUCACUGUCUCCUGAGAAGGAGGAGCCGCAGACAGCAGCCAGAAGAACAAGCCCUCAUCCAGAGCCGUUACCGGAAGCUAACUCAGACCCGAAGACAGCAAGUCCCUGUGACGCUACAGAAGCACCGGACGCUCCUGAAGACCUGAAGGAGGAAGAACCAGCGGACCCUCACCGUGCCGAAGUGCGGAGACGAUGCUGGAGGAGCCGAAUCUGUCAGAGUCCAAUCAGCAAACGACUCGGAGCCUCGCAGUAUUUAUUCCAAGCACCGAACCGCUACAUCUUCCACGGCGCCGAGGUCUACUCGAGCUCAGAGGACGAGUCGUCCAGUUCCUGCGGCAGCGACAGCGACGCCGUGGAUCAUGAAGACAGCGACGCAGAAGAAGAACAAAACACAGACGUUCUCGCAGAGACAGUACAGGAGCGUGAACACAAACGCCUUCAGACGGACUGCACCGCAGAAACACACCCACAAACCACACAAUAACUCACCAGCACUCGCUGCAUUUAAGUCUGUUUUAUAUAUUUUUGUAUUUCCUUCCUCCUAAACGCUCGUUGUGUCUUCUAAUGCAUGCGACUUCUUUCUUUUGUUCGGCUUAUAAACCUUUCUUUUGUUUCACCACCAGCCUUUUCGUAUUUUUACGGUGAGAAUUGAACACGCCGGAUAAAAAAGGGAAUGAUUUUCAAACCAAAGAUCACUUUCUCCGUAUCGUUUUCAUACGAUAGUUCCUUGUUGUGCACCAAACUGUGGCUUUUUUUUAGACAUUUGGCAGCUACGGUCAGCCUACUAUUGAAGCCUUUUAUACCCAGUAGACAUCAAGCUGAUGGUUUCCAUUAGUUUUCAGUUUGUAAACCUAUAGAAAGACAUUAUUUACAUGCGUUCACACUCUUGUGAUUGCUGUCCUCCAGCACUUAGUCAGUUCUGAAUCAGUUUUUGAUUAAUGUGCCUGUUGAUGUUGGUUGGUUUUUUUUCUCGCUCUUGUUGACCCGGCAUUAAAAUCUUUAUAACACUGUUAAGUUAUAAUAUCAACACGAUUUCAUGAUUCCCUCGUGCAGAUGACGCAGUUUUGGUCUCAUUUCUUUAAUGUUCAAAUUAAAGAUUUUGUGUUUGCAUUAAUUGCAGAUUGGCGAUGCUGCAAAAGAGUAAAUGAACACUUUUGUCACCAAAUACAGCACUCUUUUGACUCUCGUCACUCAUGCUUGAGCUAAACUCUGUACGUGAUGCAUGCAAGUUUUAAUUAAGAAUAGCAGAGAAGUAUUUUGCUCGGUAAUAAAAUACUCAAGAGUUCGCAGAAUGA